This is a messenger RNA of Desarmillaria tabescens, 1016 nucleotides long. RefSeq lists its product as uncharacterized. The record is from RefSeq and is a predicted model, not a curated record. NCBI's taxonomy places the organism in Eukaryota, Fungi, Basidiomycota, Agaricomycetes, Agaricales, Physalacriaceae. The transcript has 2 exons. The coding region runs from base 288 to 704 and encodes 138 amino acids.
UGAGGUAUGAUGCCAAGGCGAUUGGGUCUGGCUCGGAGGCGGCACAGAGUGAAGCUGCAGGAUAAAUGGCACAAGCAAAUGACGCUGCAAGAAGCGAGGACGCUGACGCUAAAAGUGUUGAAGCAGGUCAUGGAGGAAAAGCUCGAUCAUCACAAUGUCCAGCUUGCUCAGGUCACCCCUGCCAAUGGCUUUGAGAUUCUCGACGAAGCAGCGUUGAAGAGUGCGAUUCAAUUAAUGUAAUAGUCUAUCAGCCAGUCUUUGUCGUCGUCUAGCAUGUAAUCUGUUCAAUGCCCGUCUUUCCCUGUCUAGUUUCUCCUUUUUCUGCCUUUCUUUCUGCUGCUACCCGUUCUCUCUCCGUGAGGAAGGCGUCGUGCGCCUUUUUGGCGAAGAGUGCGCGGCGAAUCUUGCCUGGCCGGGCGCGGAGGCGGCGUCUGUUGAGAUGGCUCCAGUCUUCGCCGAUACCGACUUCUGAGCCGUAUAUGGGGCGAUUCUUGGCUUCUGCUGCUGCACGAGCGGCGGCGCUCUGCUGGGCGAGCUCUUUCGCGUAUUCUGGUGUAUAUUUCCAGACCCAGGUUGUUAUGGGCUGUACAGGUGUCUACGUCUUUGCUCUUUUUGCCCUUUUUCUUCUUUUGGACGAUGGGAGCGGCGAUGGUGCUGGGUUCUGGGAUGCGGAGAGAUUUGACGGGUUUUAUUUCGUGGUUUAGCUGGAGGAGGGGGAGCAGGGUUGUUUUUAGGAAUCUGUGGUUUGUUAGAAGAAUCGAAUAAAUAUUGAAGAUAGGACAGUACGAGAGGGACUUUACGCCGACCCACUUUUUCUCAGGCAGGUCCUUGUUGGCUUUCUCCCUUUCCUUGAUAGCGAGAAAUAGCUCCCUUUGUGGUUAGACCCUGAGUACGCGUCACUCCGGACGACGCCCCGGAUAGCACCCAGUCCCGCGAGUGAGGUCGACGUUGCGCCGGGCGUGAACCCGUGCGAGAGUUUCGAUGAUCAUCGUGGACGAGAAAGACCCGGGGGAGAU